Vigna radiata var. radiata (mung bean) is the source of this 591-nucleotide messenger RNA. RefSeq names its product AT-hook motif nuclear-localized protein 17-like. Bases 1 to 591 code for a protein of 196 amino acids. The record is from RefSeq and is a predicted model, not a curated record. Gene Ontology annotation, cellular component: nucleus. Gene Ontology annotation, molecular function: minor groove of adenine-thymine-rich DNA binding; DNA-binding transcription factor activity. The transcript has a single exon. NCBI's taxonomy places the organism in Eukaryota, Viridiplantae, Streptophyta, Magnoliopsida, Fabales, Fabaceae.
AUGGUUGAAUCUGAUAUUGUGUUUCCAUCAUCCUCUUCUCUUUCUUCUUUUGACCACUCCACUGAUACUGAUAGUGUUGCUGGUUCACCCUCUCUGCAGAAACCAUCAUCUUCAACAACUCGUCACCACCAUCUAUCAAGAAAGAAAAAACUUGGUAGACCCGUAGGUUCUAAGAACAAGCCAAAACCACUACUUGUGAUUGACAAAGCCAAUAAGAAUGUUGUAAAACCUGUUUUCAUUGAAGUUCCUGAAACCUAUGAUGUGAUUAGGACAAUUGUUAAAUUCGCUCGUCAUCACCAAGUUAGCAUCAUAGUGCUGAACGCAUCAGGAACUGUUUCCAAUGUCACUAUUCGUAACUCUCACUAUUAUGCUUCUCCUUUCACUCUUUAUGGACCUUUCAAAUUAAUUUCCCUCACUGGUACCUACAUACAUAAUACUUCUUUAUCAUCAACCCUUAACAACGACCCUCAUUGUUCUUUUGCCAUUUCUGUUUCUGGAAUCAAAGAACAAUGCUUUAUUGGAAGAGUUGGAGGAAAAGUUGUUGCAGAAAAUGGAGUUAUGGUGGCAGCUGUUAUUGUGAACAACUUUUAA